Molecule: messenger RNA, 1839 nt
Organism: Vitis vinifera (wine grape)
Lineage: Eukaryota; Viridiplantae; Streptophyta; Magnoliopsida; Vitales; Vitaceae
Product: protein NRT1/ PTR FAMILY 5.4
Exons: 4
Coding region: 1-1674 (557 amino acids)
Biological process (GO): transmembrane transport
Cellular component (GO): membrane
Molecular function (GO): transmembrane transporter activity
Source: RefSeq, a predicted model, not a curated record
AUGGAAAAUUCAUUCUUGAACCUCUGUCACAGGGUAGAUUCCUGUUUCUAUCUUUUCUGCUUUCCCUUUCUGGAGACAACAAGAAGGACCCGUGCGUGGAUGGGCUAUUACAUUUGCUUCUGUAAAGCUGCGCCAUUUGUAUCAGGUUUGGUUUACAGCCACAAGUUUGCAGAAUAUGUAGUGGUGUCUGUGCUGAUUACAUAUUUCACUGACACUUGGAAGGAAGACAAUCUCCUCAAAGCAGUAGCCAUUGUGAAUGUACAAGAGGGGCUGUCUACAACCAUGGUGAUUGUCAUGACUUACAUCUCAGAAGCCCACAUAUUGCGCCUCAAAGUGAUCAUCUGUUCAACUGCAGCCUAUAUUACUGGUCUGGUGUUGUUAUACCUUUCAGCCUUGAAACUAAUAAUUCAAAGUACUGAAGUUGGACUAUUCUACAUGAUUGUUGUUCUAAUAGCAGUCGGAAAAGCAGGAGGGCAGCCUAUUUUAGAAGGAUAUCUUGUUGAUCAGUUAAGAAACCAUGAACCAAACCCAGAGAUUAAUGAGGAUCGUGUAGAGGCUCGAAGAAAAUUUUGGUGGUCCAUUGCCUGCUUGAGUGCAUAUGUCAGUCCCUGGAUUUUUUUUGGAGCUUCUUGGCCAAGAAAAUUCAUUUAUUCAGCAUCUUUGAUGGGAGCUGCUGGCUUGCUGUUCUUGUGUGCUAUCCCCUUCUACCAUCACAGUGAACGGACAGGGAGUAAUCUUACCAAUGUUUUCCUUGUCUUUAAGGCUGCCCUAUUGAAAAGGCACCUUGACUACCCUUCUACACAUGAUAAGUUCCACAUGAAUGAUGAAAUUCUUAGCCCUCAUCGGUUCAUCAAGCAAAAUGGACAUCAACUCUACUUGGCACCUCAAGUCAAAUUCUUCAGAUGGUUAGACAAAGCUGCCAUUAAAGAAUCCUCUUCUCUUAGUGUAAAAGAACAAGAAAGUGAAGGACGGCUUUUCACUGUAACACAAGUAAAGGAAAUAAAGCUUCUUUUGACAAUGGUUCCUAUGUGGAGUACCUUCAUCGGGUUCGGUCUGGUUCUGUCGACAGCAAACACUUUCUUUACCGAGCAAGGAAAUGAUAUGGAAGAGACAGUCUCCAUCUAUAUUCUUCUUUUGGUUAGGUACAUAUUCAGAGGCACAAUGUCAUAUCUAUAUAACCUAUCAUUCUCCAGAAAGAUCCCUAAAGCACAACAAAAUCUUCGUCAAAUAUUGAGAAUUUGGAUUGGUAUGGUGCUGUCUGUAUUCUGCUGCAGUGUUGCAUGGCGGGUUGAGGUUCGCAGGUUGAAGAUAGUUUACAAGAGUGAUUUAGUAGACAAGCCAAAAGACACAAUACCCAUGAGUAACUUAUGGCUAGCUCCACAGUUCUUCCUGUUGGGUCUUAUGGAAGGGUUUGCUAUCGAUGGGCUAGUCGAGUUCUUCAGUAAUCACGUUUCAGAAUCCAUGGUGGGAUAUGGAUCAGCAAUCAAUGACUGUGUUAUAGGGAUUGGAAGCUUCCUCAAUGGACUUUGUGUUUAUACAUUUAGAGGGUGGUUUGCUGACACCAUAAACCACAGUCGUCUGGACCAAUAUUACCGUAUGCUAGUAGUGGUCGCUUUUAUAAACCUGUGCUACUAUUGGUGGAUCUCAAUUACCAUUUACAGCAAAGCACAAUAAGGAAAAAUCCGAAAGUGCAGCAAAUGAUAUUUAGCUUUAGCUUCAAUCCAUUUUUUAGUUUGUUGUAUUCCUUGAAAAGAGUAGUUUUUCCUAUUACUAUUUUGACACCUGUUUUGCUGCAUAUUGGUUUAUUCAUUAUUCUAUGUAUUAAUUUUACAAUUGUUU